AUGCCGCCACAUCAGUGUUUGGAUCACUUGAUCCUCUUUGUGCCCGCAGACCCGCAGACGCUACUCCCCCGCGUUCCCUCGUACUUGUCAGAGAAUUUCACUCUGACUCCUGGCGGUUUCCAUGCCGAUGGUGCAACAUCUAAUGUUCUGAUCAUUCUCUCGGACGGCUGUUACAUCGAGCUGAUCUCCUUUGUUCCCACUGCCCCGACAUCACUCGUGUCCAGCCACUGGUGGGGUCCUUCUUCCACAUUUGUUGGCUGGAAAGAUUGGUGCCUGACCAACAGCCUGCCUCCAUCCCAGAACUAUGAUGACGUGAGGGAAAGCCAUGGGGAGCCAAUUCAUGGGGGGAGGAAGAGGGCAGAUGGUGUGCAAGUUAAGUGGAGUGUCACGUUUCCGAGAGGAGACAAGGGCGGACAAGACCUAAGGGGACGGGUACCGUUUUUCUGCCACGACGAAACAGAAAGGGGCGUGAGAGUGCCGAUGGACAAGGAGAAGACGACGCAUGCAUGUGGGGCAGUGGGAGUCAAAGAGCUGACGGUCAUCGUGAAGGAUCAAGAUGUGCUUGAGCAGACACGCAAGGUGUACCGAGCCAUCAUCGGCGAUGAAGGCCAGAAAGAGAAAUGCGAAUCGAGGUUUAGACUUGGCCGUGUGCAGGGCGUGGCAGGGCUCAAGGAGGGCGCAGAAGUUGUGCUGCGGCUCCCGAGAAACGAAGAGGAGGAAGCACGGGUUGCAGAAGGAGGAUUCUGGUAUGGCGACGUUGUCCUUUACAGAACGGCGGGGCGUGGGGAAACGGACAAGACAGGAAAAAGAAUGGAUGCCGAGGACGGGGACGGGGGAGUGGGCGGGUUGUGGCUGGAGGAAGUGGUAGGGCUGUGA
This is a messenger RNA of Bipolaris zeicola 26-R-13, 876 nucleotides long. RefSeq lists its product as uncharacterized. The coding region runs from base 1 to 876 and encodes 291 amino acids. NCBI's taxonomy places the organism in Eukaryota, Fungi, Ascomycota, Dothideomycetes, Pleosporales, Pleosporaceae. The record is from RefSeq and is a predicted model, not a curated record. The transcript has a single exon.